Paramuricea clavata is the source of this 438-nucleotide messenger RNA. Lineage: Eukaryota; Metazoa; Cnidaria; Anthozoa; Malacalcyonacea; Plexauridae. The record is from the annotation of a GenBank genome assembly.
AUGCACAUGCACACUCAUUUGGCUGACUGUGUUCUUGACUAUGGACCUGUUUAUAGUUUCUGGUUGUUCAGUUUCGAACGUUAUAAUGGCAUAUUGGGAAAUUAUUCCACCAAUAACAAAUCUAUAGAAUUACAGAUGAGAAAAUUCUUGAGAGACCAGAACUUAAGGGAGUUUGAAUUUCCAGACAAAUAUGUGCAGCAUUUUAAAGAUUUUACGGAGAAAAUACAUCAACACGAAGGUCGUCAAUCUGAGGAUUGCCUAAUUGAUAUCAAACAGUGCAUUGAUAUUCUUCAAAUUUGUCAUGGUAGAAUUGACAUUCAAAAUGAAUUAUGGUUUUCUUUGGCUGGUUAUUCUCUUGGUUCACCUCACAUAAUUGAACAGCUAGAUAAUGACGAGCAUCGAUACCUCAGUGAUGUUUACAAGAUGUUCUUUAACUAA